This is a messenger RNA of Rattus rattus (black rat), 4360 nucleotides long. It is a transcript of the gene Znf362, whose product is annotated as zinc finger protein 362. The transcript has 8 exons. The coding region runs from base 1651 to 2907 and encodes 418 amino acids. The record is from RefSeq and is a predicted model, not a curated record. Lineage: Eukaryota; Metazoa; Chordata; Mammalia; Rodentia; Muridae.
GAGAAAGCAAGAGGGAAAGUGGAUACUGUGGGGAGAGGAACUGUCAGCCUGGGUGGCCAUUGCGCAGUGGGUCAAGCAAUGAGGUCAGAGGACAACCAAUGACCACAAGAACUGGCCACAUGACCCAAGUCAUCCUCACUGCAGUAGGGAGCCUGGAAAGCUUCUAGGUAGGGCGGGGUGCGGUGAGUGGAGUAGUUAGGGUAGGGUGAAGAUGGAGAGCCCGCAGGGGCGGGAUUCUUCAAUAGCGGAGGCCAGAGCGGAAGGACUGGGCCAGAGUGCCUGGUGAGCGGCAGAGACCUACUCUGGGCUCCAACCUGUGGAGUCCUAAUCAGGGUCAAAGUGCACAUUGUGUUGCCUCUUUCAGGAAGCCCUCCUGACAUUCCCCCAGCUUAGUUUUAGGAUUGGGCUGUGAGAGGCCAGAUGCGCAGUGGUUCUGGAGAGCCCCGCAUCAGUUGAGCUGACUUUCCCAUGAGUCUCUAGUUUAUCCCCUUAGGCUCCCAAGCACUUUCUUUUACUUUUUUAAAUAAUAAAUUUAUUGUCUUCAUUUUAAAGAAACGGAAUGCCAUGACUGGGAAUUUUGAAAUCAGAGAAACAAAGACAAAACCCCAUGCAUCUGAGGCUAGCACCUCCCCUUCAUGCAGCUGAGGCUAGCCCCGCCCUCUGGGCUCUUCGGCCCCCCUCCGUGGGCGUGGUUCCCUGCAGCCUCCUUAUAAUCAGAGGCCCUGCUGUCUAGAUCCGGCUCCUCCCACUUCCCCAUCCCUACCCUCCCACUCCCACCCCAAUUGGCUUUGUUGAAAGUCUGUUCCCAUGUGGGACUGGGGGAUCUCAGUUUUAAUGUCUGUGGUGUGGCUUGGGGAGGGCAGAGCCUAAAUUCGUUGAACUGACAAUCCUCACUUCUUCACCCUAGCAGCUGUGCCCCCCACUACCUACAACCCACCAUGGGCUGUGUGUCCUCUGUGUCCCCUGGUCCAAGUCUGUGCUUUCCCCAUGCGGCAGAGCCUGGUACUUAGUGUGCCCUUCCCUCUGGAGUUUGCUAAACUGGCUUCAGAGGCUUUCUGGGAAAAGGUGACAGAGGGACCUGCUUUGAAAUCUGUACUGAGCUCCGUAGCCUCAGCCGUUGCCUAGCCUGUCUGGACCUCAGUUUCUUCAUCUGUACUAUGGGUCUGUUAUUGCAGUAAUGGCUGUAAAUAUCCUGCUACAGUCCUCAGCCUAUUGUAGGUGGCCCACCUUGGGUAGGAUGCUGGCCCAGGUGAGAUCCCAGAUUCCAGCCUACCUGGGAAGAGCUUAUAGAUUCUCUAGCCACUGUGUAAGAACCACGCCAGAAUGCAUGUGUCCCUUUAGGGUUGGGACAGGGCUGGGUGGCACCUCACUCCCUCACUCACUUGCUGUGUGACCGAGCAAGUUGAUUGAUGUCUAUGAGCUACGCUUCUGUCAAGUGCUCAUUCCACAAAGUCACUGGGAAGAGUCAAUAACUCGAAUCAUAAUCUGUUCAGCACAUUGGUGUUUAAAUCAACCGUAGCUGUCAUUUUAUUAUUAUUGUUAUUGUUAUUCCCAUAUACAAGGUGCCGUUGGGAACACAGAGGAAGUGACUGACUGGGGGUUCAGGGAAAGCUCCGUAGAAGAGGGAACACUUGAGCUGGGUCUUGAAGGAUGAGUAGAAGUUCACCAAGUGGGAAAGGACCCUCUAGGAUGGCCGAACCUCGAUUUAACAACCCAUACUUCUGGCCCCCUCCUCCCACCAUGCCCAGCCAGCUGGACAACCUGGUCCUGAUUAACAAGAUCAAAGAGCAGCUGAUGGCGGAGAAAAUCCGGCCGCCUCACCUGCCACCCACCUCAGCCUCGUCACAGCAGCCACUGCUAGUGCCCCCCGCGCCCGCCGAGAGCAGUCAGGCGGUCAUGUCGCUGCCCAAGCUGCAGCAGGUGCCCGGGCUACACCCGCAGUCCGUGCCGCAGCCCGACGUGGCGCUGCACGCGAGGCCGGCCACCAGCACUGUCACAGGUCUGGGGCUUUCCUCUCGGACCCCCGCUGUGAGUACAUCCGAGUCAACCCCAGGCACGGGCACAGGCACCAGUACCCCAUCCACACCCACCACCACCAGCCAGAGCCGCCUCAUCGCCUCAUCCCCCACCCUCAUCUCAGGGAUCACCAGCCCCCCCCUCCUGGACUCCAUCAAGACAAUCCAGGGCCACGGCCUGCUUGGCCCCCCCAAGUCUGAACGCGGCCGCAAAAAGAUCAAGGCAGAGAACCCAGGGGGUCCCCCUGUCCUUGUUGUCCCCUACCCCAUCCUGGCCUCCGGUGAGACCGCCAAGGAGGGCAAGACAUACAGGUGUAAGGUAUGCCCGCUCACCUUUUUCACCAAGUCUGAGAUGCAGAUCCACUCCAAGUCGCACACCGAGGCCAAGCCCCACAAGUGCCCACACUGCUCCAAGUCCUUUGCCAAUGCCUCCUACCUGGCCCAGCAUCUGCGCAUCCACCUGGGCGUCAAGCCCUACCACUGCUCCUACUGUGACAAGUCCUUCCGGCAGCUCUCCCACCUCCAGCAGCACACCAGAAUCCACACAGGCGACAGACCCUACAAGUGCCCACAUCCUGGCUGCGAAAAGGCUUUCACUCAACUCUCCAACCUCCAGUCUCACCAGCGUCAGCACAAUAAGGACAAGCCCUACAAAUGUCCCAACUGCUACCGGGCCUACUCAGACUCCGCCUCCCUCCAGAUCCACCUCUCCGCCCAUGCCAUCAAGCACGCCAAGGCCUACUGCUGCAGCAUGUGCGGGCGGGCCUACACCUCGGAGACCUACCUGAUGAAGCACAUGUCCAAACACACAGUGGUGGAACACCUGGUGAGCCAUCACUCACCCCAGAGGACCGAGUCCCCCGGCAUCCCGGUGCGAAUCUCUCUGAUCUGAGCCCACCUGCGGUGCCGCCCCGCCCACUUGGCAGCACCCAGCCUAACCCCCGCUGGGGCCUCCAGGAACCACCAAGCUCUCUCACGACCUACCCAACCUGCCAGAAAGCUUGGUCCACAGAAGCCCUGCCUGAUCCGGCUCCUGGGCAGCCAGGCCAACUGCAAGAUUUUGGGCUGUUCUGGUGGCAUCCAAAGACGAUCUCAGAGCACUUUGAACCUGUCUGUCGGGUUUUCUUUUUUUUUGUUCCCCCUCCCUCACUUGCUUCACUGUCUCUUGUUUUUUUUUUUUUUUUUUUUUUAAGUUUGUUUUGGAAAUAACAAAAGGAUAUUUAUUGUCCAGAAUGUUGGUGCUGCUAAGAACGAGAGAUUCAAAGGACUGGACGGACGGAUACAGAGAGAACCAGAGGGCAGCGUGGGAACUUCUCUGACCACAACCUCAGGUCUUGAGGGGAGGCCUGGGGUUCUGGACUUCAAAGGGGACUCCCUCCCUCAGGUGGGAAGAGACAGGAGGCAGCUGGAGUGAGCCCUUCGCCCCUGUCACCCAGUCAAACUGUCUGAGCUUAGCCCUAGCCCUUGUGAGCAGCGGGUACAGCAGCUGCCAGGCCUGCCUGGCUUUAGGGGAUGGAAAAUGAGAGAGGUCUGGAGAGCUGCGGGACCAAAGGGUGCAGUGACGGCUGGGUGGCGAGCCCAGGGAAUGGGCUGGGGGUGUGCCAGGUGAGACCUGGCCCCUCCCCUGCUGCCCUGAAGACCACCCCAGUCUACCUCGGUGCUGGCCAGGAAACCUAUCGGCUACCUCUCCCACCACUCCAGACUGUGGGCAGGGGGAUGGAGAGGGAGGGGGCCUGGGACUAAGUGCCCUUCCCAGAAUUUCCUCCAGAAGGGUACAGUGCCCAGGGAGGGGUUGUCCUUCUCUCCACGGAUGAGACGGGGACUCCCCCAACCCAGACCCCAGGCCCUGCGGCAGGGAUAGGAGCCUCUGAAGGAGGCCCCAGGAGCAGACCCUGCCCCCAGCCCCCCAAGACAUAUCCCAAUCCGAAAGCCAUGCGUGUCCGUGUAUAUAGGAACUAUGUACAGAACCCAGAGAAGCCCCCUUCCACAUCACCCCCAGAGAAGAAAACUAGACAAAACUCAUCUAUAUAUUCUGUAUCUGGAGUCCGUUUGAAUAUUAACUGUGUUAUUUUUAUACACUUUUUAAGCCUUAACUCGCCAUUGAUUUACCAGUUUAACGUUUCCUGGGGUUUCUUUUCCACUGGGAGGGGUCUCAGCCCCCCACCCACCCCAACCCCUUCGUUUGACUUGCGUCGUCUGAUACUCAGUAUUGUAGCUUUCGUCCGCAUGUUACUACCCUGUAAAUAUGCUGUUCCAAUACCGUUGGCAUCCUUUGCUUUUUUCUAUGGGACCUCCAGGCCACCAUAUUUAGAAAUAGUUACCUUAUUAAAAAAGAGAAAACAGUC